CUUGAAGUUGGAAUCUAUCCCGAUUCGUGGCCGCGUGGAAGUCCAAGUGGCUCCGCAAUGGAGGAUUGAAGAAAUGAGGGUCGGAGAAUUUCCACACGUCCAGCCAAUUGUCGCUCGGUGGCGAAGGGAAGGAAGAUCCGAGAAAAAUGAGGAUCUAGCGAUGGAAAAAUAAGAUCUCCAGUUGUUGCGAUUGAUUACGUAUGCAUCAUCUAGAAGCCGUGUGACUGACUAUUGGGCUUGCGGUGGUUCGACUCCACAGCCGUCAACACCACCGUAGCGAUCAAAAGCGCGGAGCUUUAAUUCUUGCUUUCCGUCCAUCGUUCCUCUUCCUCUCCUCUCGCAGCUCACUCAUGGUCCCUGAUCUGUUCCAGGACGAAUCCUCCGUCCUCAGCAGCCAUUUCACCUUCUCUAAUCCGAAACCGCGCAGAGGCGGCGAUGGGGGAGACGGUAGGGACGGAAGCGAUUACAUGGCGUGGGCUGAAAGAAUCAAAGCCAAUCGCGGCGGGUACUUCGACCGAUCCCACGGCCGCAGCGUCGGCGCGUGGACCCGGAGAAGUACCGCGACGCCGUUGAUGAGCAGCAGCCCCCCGCGAUACGUCAGGCACGGGUGGUUGUCGGCGGAUCAGGCCGAGGACGACGAUGGCUACGGUACUUCCUCGCCGACGCUGUGGAAGAACUCCGGUAAUUCUCCCACGUGGCACAGCAGGCGCGCGGGCCCCACGGCGAGAGCUCAGGAGAUCGCUCGGUACCGGCAGGAGAUGCUGGAGCUGGUGAGGGGGCUGCCGGAGUCGGAGUACGAGCUGUCGUUGAGGGACAUGGUGGAGGAUCGAGGACUGCUGGUGGAAGGAAAAGAGAGUAAAGAUGAAGGGGAGGAGAAGAGCAAGAUGCAGGGGAAACAGAGCACGGCGGCGACUGGGGGUCUCCUUCUCGGGAUGCGCUUCCCCUUUUCUGUCGGAGAUCGGAGGAAGCGGCUGAACAAGAGCGGUUUGGGCGGAAUCGGAAGCAGCAGCACCAGCAGCAACAGCUCCACCGGCAGCAGCAGCAGCAGCAGCUCCACCACCGCCGCCGCCGCCAUCACCGCCUACAGCAGAAGCAGAAACAAACAGAGAACGGGCAACUGCUACUGUUUCUUCCAGAGGAACGCAGCUGGAGACAUGGAUUGAAGGAGCUCCCUGUUUGACUGUUGGAUGCCAUGAUUAUGGCUGUAAGUUCUUAGGUGUUUUGCCUUAUAGAGGCAAGUAUUGUGAGCUUAAAAUGAUAUGUAAAAUAAUGUAGAAAUUAUCAAAGAAAAAGUUGCAUCAGUGGCACAGUUUGAGCAUCAA
Molecule: messenger RNA, 1322 nt
Organism: Zingiber officinale
Lineage: Eukaryota; Viridiplantae; Streptophyta; Magnoliopsida; Zingiberales; Zingiberaceae
Exons: 2
Coding region: 351-1163 (270 amino acids)
Source: RefSeq, a predicted model, not a curated record